UUUAUACAUGUUUCUGCACACAGUCCAGCAACAGCAGGGUUCAGCAGCACACAGUUUUGUCAGCAGGAUUACAACGUGAGAGGGAGAGUUUUACCAACUUACCUUUUUUAAUAAGAAAAUGUAAAGAGGCAAAUAAUUACAUCUGUAAGACCAAGCAGUAACAUAAAGAAGUCCCAAGAGAUAAGAAGGAAAGAAAAACAGAGAUACAGAUCAUCGUGCUCUGAAAAUAUUUGUACAAAGGUGAAGCAACCCAGACACUUGAAGCCUUGUGAGCAGGUGGCUAGCUGGGAACCAUCACUGUGUGCUGUGCCAAUACCCAGUGCUCUGCUCCUGAGUCAUUGCUUCCUUGGUUACAUUUACAUAAUUAUUCCAACAUCUAGUUUGGUAAGAAGAAAAGAAAGUUGGUCUUGUUUGGCUGAGUGGGAGUUAACUAAUCCAUCUUAAAAUAAUGAUGACAAAAAAGAGCAUAUCUGCAAGCAGAGUUUCCCUGAUUCUCUUUCUGUGCCAGAUGAUUACUGCAUUGGAAGUACCUCUUGAUCCAAUACUUCUCAAAGAAUUAUCACAGCCUCCAACAAUAACUCAGCAAUCUCCAAAAGACUACAUUGUUGACCCUCGAGAGAAUAUUGUAAUACAAUGUGAAGCAAAAGGAAAGCCACCUCCUAGUUUCUCAUGGACCCGUAAUGGAACUCAUUUUGAUAUAGAUAAAGAUGCACGGGUAACAGUGAAGCCAAACUCAGGAACCCUUGUAAUAAACAUUAUGAAUGGCGGAAAGACAGAAGCAUAUGAAGGAGUAUAUCAGUGUACAGCAAGGAAUGAACGUGGAGCAGCCAUUUCCAAUAACAUUGUUAUACGCCCAUCCAGAUCCCCCUUGUGGACUAAAGAAAAAGUAGAACCAAAACAUGUCAGAGAAGGUGAUCCUCUAGUACUUCACUGCAGCCCUCCAGUUGGCUUACCACCACCUAUAAUAUUUUGGAUGGAUAAUUCUUUCCAAAGGCUGCCUCAAAAUGAAAGAGUUUCCCAAGGUCUAAAUGGAGACCUUUAUUUUUCUAAUGUAAAACCAGAGGACACUCGUGAGGACUAUAUUUGUUAUGCGAGAUUUAAUCACACUCAGACUAUACAGCAGAAGCAACCUAUUUCUGUGAAGGUGUUUUCAAUGGAUUCAUUGAAUGAAACUAUAUCUGCUAAUUUGAGUGACACUGAUUUUUAUGGUGCCAAGCCAUUGACAGAGAGACGACCAACUCUUUUAACUCCAGUGGGGAGCACAAGUAAUAAAGUGGAACUAAGGGGAAAUGUACUUUUGCUGGAGUGCAUUGCAGAAGGAUUACCCACACCAGUUAUCCGCUGGAUUAAAGAAGGUGGAGAACUGCCCAUCAACAGAACAUUUUUUGAAAAUUUUAAGAAAACUCUCAAAAUCAUAGAGGUUUCUGAAGCUGAUUCUGGAAAAUACAAAUGUGUAGCAAGAAAUCCAUUAGGUUCCACUCACCAUACCAUUACAGUAACUGUCAAAGCUGCUCCAUACUGGAUCACAGCACCUAGAAACCUUGUGUUGUCUCCUGGAGAGGACGGAACCCUGAUCUGCAGAGCUAAUGGCAACCCCAAACCUAAUAUUAGCUGGCUAACAAAUGGUGUGCCCAUAGCAAUUGCCCCAGAAGAUCCUAGCAGAAAAGUAGAUGGUGAUACCAUUAUUUUCUCUGAUGUGCAAGAAAGAUCAAGUGCUGUUUAUCAAUGCAAUGCCUCUAAUGAAUAUGGAUACUUGCUGGCAAAUGCAUUUGUGAAUGUUUUGGCUGAGCCACCAAGAAUUCUGACUCCUGCUAAUAAAUUAUAUCAAGUCAUUGCAAACAAUCCUGCGUUGCUAGAUUGUGCUUUUUUUGGUUCACCUGUGCCUGAAAUUGAAUGGUUUAAGGGAGUAAAAGGGAGCAUCCUGCGUGGAGAUCUUUAUGUUUUCCAUGACAAUGGAACUCUGGAAAUUCCUGUGGCACAAAAGGAUAGUACUGGCACAUAUACCUGUGUAGCAAGGAAUAAAUUAGGAAAGGUACAAAAUGAGGUUCAUCUAGAAGUCAAAGAUCCAACAAUGAUUAUUAAACAGCCUGAAUACAAAAUCAUUCAAAGGGGUGGCCAGGUUUCCUUUGAGUGUACUAUAAAGCACGAUCCUACCUUAAUACCAACUAUUAUGUGGUUGAAGGAUAAUGGUGAACUGCCAGAUGAUGAAAGGUUUAUUAUUCAUAAAGAUAGUUUGGCCAUUAUGAAUGUAACUGAUAAGGAUGAUGGAACCUAUACAUGUGUAGCAAAUACUACCCUGGACAGCGUUUCUGCAAGUGCCGUACUCACUGUUGUUGCUGCUACCCCAACUCCAGCUAUCAUUUACGAUCGUCCAAAUCCACCCUUUGAUUUAGAAUUAACAGAUCAGCUAGAAAGAAGCAUACAGCUGUCCUGGAUACCAGGCUAUGACAAUAACAGCCCCAUUACAAAUUUUGUCAUUGAAUAUGAAGAUGGAAUGCAUGAACCAGGGGUAUGGCAUUACCAGGCAGAAGUCCGUGGGACUCAGACAACUGUACAGUUAAAGCUGUCUCCAUAUGUUAACUAUUCAUUCCGUGUAAUAGCUGUCAAUGAGAUUGGUAGAAGUCAGCCAAGUGAAGCAUCUGAACAAUACCUAACAAAAGCUGCAAAGCCAGAUGAAAAUCCUUCCGGUGUUCAAGGGAUAGGAUCAGAACCCGAUAAUUUGGUGAUUAUAUGGGAGCCUUUAAAAGGUUUUCAGUCCAAUGGACCAGGUCUUCAAUACAAAGUCAGUUGGCGUCAGAAAGAUGUUGGUGAUGAGUGGACUUCUGUUAUAGUUGCAAAUGUUUCAAAAUAUAUUGUAUCUGGUACACCAACCUUUGUUCCAUAUGAGAUAAAAGUACAGGCUUUAAAUGACUUAGGAUAUGCACCAGAACCUGCAGAGGUGAUUGGACAUUCUGGGGAAGACUUACCAAUGGUUGCUCCAGGCAAUGUGCAGGUGCACAUUGUUAACAGCACAUUAGCCAAGGUGCACUGGGACCCCGUUCCACUAAAAACUGUCCGAGGACACCUUCAAGGAUACAGGAUUUACUACUGGAAAGUACAGAGUUUAUCUAAAAGAAGGCGGCGGCAUGUGGAGAAAAAGAUUCUGACAUUCAGUGGAAACAAGACACAUGGAAUGUUGCCAGGACUGGAGCCUUAUAGUUCUUACAAGCUGAAUGUUAGAGUUGUUAAUGGUAAAGGGGAAGGACCAGCAAGCCCUGACAAAUUAUUUAAGACUCCUGAAGGAGUUCCUAGCGCACCUUCCUUUUUGAAGAUUACUAAUCCAACACUGGACUCUCUCACUUUGGAAUGGGGUCCACCUACUCACCCAAAUGGUGUUUUGAUAGCGUAUACACUAAAGUUUCAACCAAUUAACAGCACUCAUGAAUUAGGCCCCUUGGUAGAGAUCAGAAUUCCUGCAAACGAGACCAGCUUGAUAUUAAGUAAUUUAAAUUACAGCACACGAUACAAGUUUUACUUUUAUGCACAAACAUCAGUUGGAGCUGGAAGUCAAAUAACUGAGGAAGCAGUAACAAUUAUGGAUGAAGGUAAGAUGGCUGGUAUUCUCCCUCCUGCUGUAGGUGCAGGCAAAGGAUACUCAGAAACCCUUUUUGCAACCUCCCCUGUCAUACAUACUGUCCAUCUAACAUUCUAUAAGGUGCGACCAGUUUAUCCAAGGAUCAGAAAUUUUACUGCAUCUGCUGCUGAGACCUAUGCCAAUAUCAGUUGGGAGUAUGAGGGACCAGAUCAUGUGAACUUUUAUGUUGAAUAUGGUGUAGCAGGCAGCAAAGAAGAUUGGAAAAAAGAAAUUGUAAAUGGUUCUCGGAGCUUCUUUGUGUUAAAGGGUUUAACACCAGGAACGUCAUAUAAAGUCCGGGUUGGUGCUGAGGGUCUGUCUGGUUUUGUGAGUUCAGAGGAUGUGUUUGAGACAGGUCCAGCAAUGGCAAGCCGGCAGGUUGACAUUGCUACUCAAGGAUGGUUCAUUGGUCUUAUGUGUGCUGUUGCUCUUCUUAUCUUGAUUUUGCUGAUUGUUUGCUUCAUAAGGAGGAAUAAGGGUGGCAAAUAUCCAGUGAAGGAAAAGGAAGAUGCACAUGCUGAUCCAGAAAUACAGCCUAUGAAAGAAGAUGAUGGAACAUUUGGUGAAUACAGGUCUCUUGAAAGUGACGCAGAGGAUCAUAAACCUCUAAAGAAAGGAAGCCGAACACCUUCAGACAGGACUGUGAAAAAGGAGGACAGUGAUGAUAGUUUAGUUGACUAUGGCGAAGGUGUAAAUGGUCAGUUCAAUGAGGAUGGCUCCUUUAUUGGACAAUACAGUGGUAAAAAAGAGAAAGAACCUGCAGAAGGAAAUGAAAGUUCUGAGGCUCCUUCUCCUGUCAAUGCCAUGAAUUCCUUUGUUUAAUCAAGAAACUCAAUUCCCUUCCUACAAUAUUUUCCAUUGUGUUUAAAGCACUUGUGCAUCCUCCUUCUCAUGCUAAGAACAUACAGGUGACAAAGCUCCUAGCAACAAGAUGUUUAUACUAUGAGAACAUAUAGGUCAAUACAGUUACACACUAUAAAAACACAGUAAGUGAUAUGUUAGUAUGAAUCAAAGUGCAAAAGUCAAAAAAUUUGCUCUGAAUUUGAGUAUUUUUGCUUUUUUUAAAAAUAAACUGACAAAAAUAAUAUAACAUCAUCUGAUAAUGUUAUUUCCUGUCGAAAAUACAGUAUAAUGCAUGAAAAAUGCUACACAUUUCACAGAUAAACCUGUGUAUACUAUUAAAAUCUGGUUUGAUACUUUGUUAUGCAGUCCUCAGCUGAAUCCCUGGAUAUGAAUUCCGUUUUCAUUGUCAGAGUGUUAUAGUAGUGUUAUAUAGAACUUCAAUGUCUUUGUGGACAUUGUUGUGAAAUUGGUGACUUAAUGUCUAGCUAUCAUAUGUCUUUUUGCAAGACAAUUAGGAACAGUAUGUAUGGUAUAUAAUUGCUAAAUGAUUUAAUUAUGACACUUGCAUUUGCUGAUGCUUACUGAGACCCUGUUAUCUGCUCUUUGUUCCUAUUACUUUAUAGCCUUCCUAAUCUAUCAAGUAUUACAGCACUACAGUGUUCUAUUUUUACAUCGUGUAUAUGUUGGAUUGAUUUUAAGACAUAAAACAAUAUCCGUUGCAAUGCAUUUUGGAAUUUGUACAGUCACUGAAGUGAAAUUUUAAAAUGAGACAAAAUAUUCCAGAAGACACAGGGCAAAAUACAUUCAGUGCCUUUAUAGAAUAUGCAUUCCAUAAUGCACUGUACUACUAAGUUGGUGCAAUAAACUGUGAUUAGUGAACUACUAUCAUUGCCAAACAAAGUAACUGGUAAAAAGCAGAGAUGUUAUGAAACGGUUGAGCUGCAAAAUGCAAGGUUUAACAUUUUUUAAAUUACACAAAGCACAAUAUGAUUUUUUUUCCUUGAAGAUAAAAUAACAGCUUUUAGACAAUUAGAGCACAACAUGAUUUCAUGGCCUUACACAGUUUACACAAAAAUGGCUGAAUUCAGAUAUUUUACUAAUGCUGCAAAAACCUAAAACUCUCUUGCAAAAUAUGUUAAAAAAUACCAUGCCAACAACAGCACAUUUUCCUCCGAGUCAUUGCUUGACCCAUGUGGCAGCUUUUGAAAUUAUCUACAGCAUGAAAGCAGUGUGUAGAUUACUGCUCAGAACCACAAAAUUCAAGGAAUCUGACAAAUGCUAACAAGGUUUAGUGGUAAAGGAUUACUGUUAUCAGUUACAAAAAUAUUCUCUCACAUACUAUAUCAAUCAAACGGUUUACCUCCAAAUAUGAAAUUUUAUAACAACCUAUGGUUGAAGGAAUGCUCAGUUUCAUUUGCCAAUAAAUUGGUUUUUCAUAACUUGCAUCAAGUUUAAUUUUAAGUAUGCUUUUUAUAUGUAGAUAUUUGUUGAAUUUGUAAAUACACUUAAAGUGUAGAUGCUAUAUGCUUCUAGGUGUUACAAACAAAUAAACAAAACAAAAAAAGCCUAUGUUGUACUGUGUAAGAAGUACUAUAGCCAAUGGAGUGCUUGGUAUUUUAAAGCAUCUACUUAAAUAUAUAUUUUUUGCUGUGAAAAUGAAAUAGUGAACUGUUCUACUUAUUUACUGCAGAUUUCUAGAUAUUAUCUUAAGAGCUUGUGUCCGUGGAUUCCAUUAGACCAUAGUACACCUUGCAGCUUUUAUGUAUGUAUCGUAGGUAAAGCACAAUUUGAAGUAAUCACAAAUUGAAGUCAGCCGUACAAGCUUCUUUUGCACCGUUAAGCUUUCCAUAAUCCAUUUUCCUUAUGGAAACAAAAACAAAAAAUGAACUAUAUAACACUGAUUACAAAGCACAAAGAGAGUUUCUUAAUAAGAUUUCCCAACGGUAUUGAUAACAAUAAAGUGAAAUUUUAUUCUUCUUUAAUUGUAGAUGCUGAAUUUAUCUGUGCAUGUAAGGGUACACAUACAGGCUCACUUCUGUAAUAGUGCAACAGUUUUUGUAUUAAAAAUAAAUGUGGUUUUAAAAUUUCA
This is a messenger RNA of Chrysemys picta bellii (western painted turtle), 6545 nucleotides long. The record is from RefSeq and is a predicted model, not a curated record. Lineage: Eukaryota; Metazoa; Chordata; Testudines; Emydidae.